Trichoplusia ni (cabbage looper) is the source of this 2805-nucleotide messenger RNA. It is a transcript of the gene vvl, whose product is annotated as silk gland factor 3. The transcript has a single exon. Gene Ontology annotation, biological process: regulation of transcription by RNA polymerase II. Gene Ontology annotation, molecular function: DNA-binding transcription factor activity, RNA polymerase II-specific; RNA polymerase II cis-regulatory region sequence-specific DNA binding. Lineage: Eukaryota; Metazoa; Arthropoda; Insecta; Lepidoptera; Noctuidae. The coding region runs from base 207 to 1262 and encodes 351 amino acids. The record is from RefSeq and is a predicted model, not a curated record.
CGAGCGCUCCAGUCCGCUCCGUGCUGCCGUCGCGCACGCACGCGCAUGUCGCUCGCUGUUGUAUUCGGUGAUGUGAGGUGGCCCCCGCCGCUGCCGCAGCGCCGCGCGACUUACGCGCUUUUUUCGCGACCGAGUAAGCCAGUUGAAGGCUCGAGAGCCUUCGAGCCGGCAAGACGCCGUCCACCGUGGAUUUGAGGUACGGCGCCAUGGCGGCGACCACGUACAUGCCCGCCGACAUGGACCUGGGCAACAUCGGCGGGUACCAUGCUGCGUCGCCGCGCAGCGCCGAGCCCGCCGACAUGAAGUAUCAGCACGGGCUGCACGCGGGCGGCUCGCCGUCCCCGGGCGCGCCCGUGCUCAACCCGUGGACGUCGCUGCCGCCGGCGGACCCCUGGGCCAUGCACGGCCACCACGCGCACGCGCACCAGCCCGACGUCAAGCCGCCGCCGGUGCCGCACGAGCACCGCCACCUGCAGCACGGCGGCUGGCACGCGCCCGUCGUGUCGCCGCACUACGGGGCAGGCUCGCCAGUGGCGCUGCACGGCGGCUACCCCAUGCCCAUGCACCAGCACCACAUGCUACGCGACAUCCAGCCCUCGCCGCAUCCGCUGCAUCAUCACGCCAUGGAGCGCGACCCGCCCGAGGAGGACACGCCCACCAGCGACGACCUCGAGGCUUUUGCCAAGCAGUUCAAGCAGCGCCGCAUCAAGCUCGGCUUCACGCAGGCUGACGUGGGCCUCGCGCUCGGCACGCUCUACGGAAAUGUUUUCUCGCAGACUACCAUAUGCAGGUUCGAAGCGUUGCAGCUCAGUUUUAAAAAUAUGUGCAAAUUGAAACCGCUGCUACAGAAAUGGCUAGAGGAGGCCGACUCUACUACCGGCAGUCCAACGAGUAUCGACAAAAUAGCAGCACAAGGAAGGAAAAGAAAGAAGCGCACGUCGAUAGAGGUGUCAGUGAAAGGCGCGCUAGAACAGCACUUCCACAAGCAGCCGAAGCCAUCGGCGCAGGAGAUCACGUCGCUGGCCGACAGCCUGCAGCUGGAGAAGGAGGUGGUGCGCGUGUGGUUCUGCAACCGGCGGCAGAAGGAGAAGCGCAUGACGCCGCCCAACACGCUGGGCAACGAGAUGAUGGAGGGCAUGGGGCACGGGCACUACGGGCACGGCGAGGUGCACGGGUCGCCGCUGCAGCACUCGCACUCGCCGCCCGGCCUGUCGCCGCAGCACGGGCUGCCGGCCGGCGCCCACACGCUGGCCGCGCACUAACAGUUCGCCCCGUGGGCGCCGCCCCGGCCCUACUACUCGGAGCCCCACUAGCCCCGGUAGCCGCCCCGCCCGCGGGAUACGCACGUGUACAUACCGCCGCGGCCUGGACGUGCCGCGGCGACAGUGACCACAGGGCCCGCGCCUCUGUACAUACCUCCGCGCGAGCCCCGGCCACGGACCGAACGCUACGUUUAAGUUGUUCUUUAUAAUUUCAGUGAAGUCAUUGAUUAAUUAUGUGAGUAAUGUUAAGAUCGAAGCCAGUAAUCGUUUAUACUUUAUCGAAACGCCGAGGUUCGGAGUGAUCGCCGGUACGUUUAGCUAGAUAGUCUAAUUGAUAAAUAAGAGCUUAAAUCGGAGGAGCAGCCCGGCGUCGCUGGCACCCUCGCCGGCGGCGGCUGGCGGCGGCGGCGCGGACGUCGUGCGGUAAGUACGCCGUACGGCGACAUUACACACUCACGCGUAGCGCCGGGAGCGCGUAGCUCAGCCACCGCCGCCGCCCGGCGAGGCGUGCGAUGCACCAUUCUGUUUUGUAAAGGACGAUUUCAUCGAAUUUAUUUAUAGAUAUUACAAAUUAACGAUGUUCUUACAUGCCUACCUGUCAGUAGGGAGUCAUUGUGGUGUGGAAUACAUUUAAAUUGUUGCUAUUACUGUAAAUUUAUGAUUAGUAAUGAGGAAGAGAGUAAAAAAUAUGAAUCGGGUCGAAGCUUCGUUUUGUAAGGGAAUACGAGUGAGUCAAUAGGUGCAAUUUUUAUUUUAAGUGUUUAAUGAAACGAUCCGAGUGUGAGAGCGACCAUGUACGUAGUACGGCAUGAGAGUCGCGGCGCGGCGCGGCUCGGCGCGGCAAGCGCUCUGUUGGUGUUGACGCCCCGAGUCGCGCCGAGCCGCGUCGAUCCGCGACCUGCCCGACACGCACUCGACGCACACCUAGCUCCCACUACAUAAUUUAUUAAAAUUAUUAUUAAAAGGAUGCAGACACGAUGCCAAAAUGGUUUUAUUCCUGUUUUUUACUUGUUUUGUUGUUUUUUUUCGUUUGUAUGUAUUUGUGGCCAAUCUUGGUACUUAAUACUUGUAAAAAUAGGUAUUUUUUCUAUAUAAAAUAAUGUACCUACGACGUAUAUGAUGAUAUAUAUUAAAAAAGUUCUUUAUAGAAAUUGAAAUAUGGAAAUGACUUUUAUUGAACAUGUCCUGUAAUCUCUCAGCGAUGUCAGACACUAGAUUGUUAUUGUAUAGUGACAGAGGUCUCGGACACCAGACUGUGUCGCGAGUGUCAAGUGUACAAGUGUAAAGUGUCAAUGUGUCAAACACCAACGAAUGUAUAGAAGUAGGGAGAGUUUUGAAUGUUUGCAUAGUUGUACGAAUACGAACAAUGCUCGUAACACUUGUGAAAUGUGUGUCUGAACUUGAAUUAGCUGAGUCUUGUAAAUAAGUAAUCGCAUCACGAUGGAGUUAGGUAUGCAAGUCUACAUAGCGAGUAAAUAUUACUUAGUGAUAUGAUAUUUUAUAUUAUCGUCUAAGUAUUUAAUAAAACAGAGUAAAUAUUUUA